CUCAUCAAAAAUGGCGGAAAAUGUUGGAAGCGACUCGAGCGAACUCGGAAGCAUCACUUCUUCCCAGCAAUCUUACCUCAAGAACUGUCCUUUCGCCGGCCACGAAGCAACUCCGACGAAUUCUGACAACACCGAGGUCCUCAGUAACAAGAGUUCGCCGGCGGUUGUUAAAACUCCGGUUCUCUCGUUCUCUUCUCCGACCAGCCUCGAUUCCAUCAAAGAUGACGUCUUUCGUACUCCUCCUGAGAACGCUUCUCCCUCCUCUGCCGCUGAUUCGGAACCUGGAGUUAGGGUUUCUGAGAUGAAAUCUCAUAAAGGUUCGAAUUUUAAAUCUCCGUAUUCUAAUGCCGAGACGACGCUUCUCUCUUCUCCACCGUCGGAAAAUUUUAGGGUUUCGCAGUCGAAUUCGAAGUCUCCGUCUUCUACGGCCGCGACGACCCCUGUUUCUGCUUCACCGUCGGGAAAAGUUAGGGUUUUGGAGACGAAUUUGAAAUCACCGUCCUCUACGGCUGAGACGACGCAUGUCUCUGCUCCACCGUCGGAAAAAGUUAGGGUUUCGGAGUCGAAUUCGAAAUCUUCGUCUUCUACGGCUGAGACGACGCCUGUUUCUGCUUCACCGUCGGGAGAAGUUAAGGUUUUGGAUACGAAUCGUCUUUUUGCUUUUGUGGCUAAUAAUGGAGCUCUCAAGUCUCCUCCUGAGAGAGUUGUUAAUCUCGGUUCUGCAUCUGCAAUUGAAGGGAUCAAGGUCUCUGAAACGGAAGACUCUGGUGAAGUUAUACCUUUCAGAGAAAUUAUCGAAGCCCUUCUUCGUAACAGUGGAGAGAAGCUUGAUGAAAGAGAUGAAAUUGUCAGCUGUGUUGACAUUCUCAAAAGUUUUGGUUUGAAAUUCCCCUAAAUGGUUACUGAUUUAGUAAGUCUUAUUUGCUUUUUUUGUACUGUUGCUUCAACUACAAGUAA
Camelina sativa (false flax) is the source of this 957-nucleotide messenger RNA. RefSeq lists its product as uncharacterized. The record is from RefSeq and is a predicted model, not a curated record. NCBI's taxonomy places the organism in Eukaryota, Viridiplantae, Streptophyta, Magnoliopsida, Brassicales, Brassicaceae.